Molecule: messenger RNA, 1518 nt
Organism: Adineta steineri
Lineage: Eukaryota; Metazoa; Rotifera; Eurotatoria; Adinetida; Adinetidae
Source: the annotation of a GenBank genome assembly
AUGAGUUCAGAUGGAAAAUUAUAUUUUGAUAUGGAUAUGAAAAUAUUUCAAAAGAAAGUUUAUAACUUUCUUGAACGACCAAGUCGUGGUUGGAUUUGUUUUGCCUAUCAUUUUAUGGUGUUUCUUAUCGUUCUUUUCUGUUUGGUUAUUGGUGUUAUCUGUACUAUUGGUGAAUAUGAAGAAAAAAUAACACAAAAAUUUAUUUAUGUGGAAACGUUUUUAUUAGUUUUUUUUGCAUCAGAAUAUAUAAUUCGUGUUUGGUCAGCUGGUUGUCGUGCAAAAUUUAAAGGAUGGAUUGGAAGAUUUCAUUUUAUGAGAACACCAAUUAGUCUAAUUGAUCUAUUUGUUGUACUUGCUUCAUCAGUUGUUAUCGGAUUUCAUAUAUCAGGUCGAAUUGGUUCUGCAAAUCCAGUAAUGGCAGCAUCACCAGCACUUCGAAUAAUUCGUUUUUUUCAAAUCUUACGUAUGUUACAUGUUGAUCGUAAAGCACACUCAUGGAAACUUCUUCUUAAUGUUGCAUAUCUUCAUCGAAUUGAAUUAAUUACAACAAUGUAUAUGGGUUUUAUUGUACUUAUUGUUACAUCUUAUUUAGUUUAUUUGGCUGAACGAGAUUAUAUUAUUGAAGGAACAAGACCCUUUGAAUCCUAUGCUGAUGCACUUUGGUUUGGUAUUGUAACUGUUGCUACAAUUGGAUAUGGAGAUCGUGUUCCGCAUACAUGGCCGGGGCGAAUUGUUACAGCUUGUUUAUCGAUGGUUGGUAUUGCUUUUUUUAGUUUACCAGCAGGCAUUUUAGGAUCUGGUUUUGCUCUACAUGUACAACAAAAAGAAAAACAAAAAAUGUAUCAUAAACAAUAUCCGGCAGCAGCACAAUUAAUUCAAGCAGCCUGGCGUAUGCAUGCAACAAGUCGCCUUCAAAAAGAUAAUGCAACAUGGCGUCUAUAUAGAUUAGUUGAUCCUGCUUAUGCUGAAAAAAUGUUAUCAAGAUCACGUGAUAAUUCAUUUCUUCGUCGACGAACUAUUAUGCAUCAUUCUGGUGAUAGUCAAUUACCAUUCGAUAGUACACCAUUAGUAUAUAAAAAUGGAAUAGAUCAAUUACCAGAAAAAUUUAAACAAGCAAUACGAGUUAUGCGACGAAUGAAAUUUUUUGUUGCCCGUCGAAAAUUUCAAGAAGCAAGAAAACCAAGUGAUAUGACAGAACUUGUUAAACAAACUGCUGAAGAUAAUCAAGCAUUAAUGAUUAGAUUAAAAGAUAUACAACGAAAACUUGAUUCUACACUUGGUUAUGUACCAUUAUCUCGUGAUAAUACAUUAUUAACACGUACAAAUCAAAGUAAUUUUUCAACACGUUCUCGUACAAAUCGUACAACAAAUAAUCCUCGUACUGGUCAAAUAACUGUUCUUGAACAUUUACAAAUGUUUAAUGAACGUUUAACAUUAGUUGAACAACACAUGAAUUCCAUGACAAGUAUAUUACAACGUAUUGAUGAUCGAAUGAAUCAGUCAUAUAUAACUAAAUGA